AACUAUUUAUAAUUCAUUUUCAUACACGCCUGCCAUCCCAUUCCACCUCCUCUUACUAUAUAUACAUUGAACAUCCAUUCAAUUCAACACCACACUUCAUUUCAUAUUUCCACACCUCUUUCUCUCAAACAGGAAAAUGGACGGAAUUAGCUCCGCCGACGAAAGCAGCACCACAAACUCCCUCUCAAUGACGCUUCCCUCUCCGCCUCCACCCGAGAACGGCAUCGAGGCGGAGUCGAGGAAGCUCCCUUCCUCCCGCUUCAAAGGCGUGGUGCCCCAGCCCAACGGCCGCUGGGGCGCCCAGAUAUACGAGAAGCACCAGCGCGUGUGGCUCGGCACCUUCAACGAGGAGGCCGAAGCCGCCCGCGCCUACGACACCGCCGCCCAGCGCUUCCGCGGCCGCGACGCCGUCACCAACUUCAAGCCCGACGAGGACGCCGCCGAGGCCGCCUUCCUCGCCUCGCACUCCAAGGCCGAGAUCGUCGACAUGCUCAGAAAGCACACCUACAACGACGAGCUCGCCCAGAGCCGCCGCAGCUUCAGCAGCGGCGGCAGCCCCCCGAGCCGAAACCUCUUCGCUGCCAGGGCGGCGGCCAAGGCCCGUGAGCAGUUAUUCGAGAAGGCGGUGACGCCGAGCGACGUCGGGAAGCUGAACCGGCUGGUGAUACCAAAACAGCACGCGGAGAAACACUUCCCUUUCCAGAACGGAAACAGUAGUAGUAAAGGAGUGUUGCUGAAUUUGGAAGAUGGGAACGGGAAAGUGUGGAGAUUCCGGUAUUCGUAUUGGAAUAGCAGCCAGAGCUAUGUGCUGACGAAGGGGUGGAGCCGGUUCGUGAAGGAGAAGGAGCUGCGGGCCGGGGAUGUGGUGAGUUUUGAGCGGUCCACGGGGCCGGAUAAGCAGCUGUACAUUGAUUGGAAAGUGAGGGGCGGUUCGAACAUGGUGAGGUUGUUUGGGGUGAAUAUAUUUGAGUGUGGUAGUGGGAAGAGGAUGAGGGAGAGGGAGAUGGAGAUUAUGGGGUUGGAUUGUGCUAAGAAACAAAGGAUUAUUAAUGUUUUGUAACAAUUAGUGUUGAAGCAAUGUGGUUGGGAAAGGGAUUGAGAUGGGGAUGUUAAUUGCAACUUGCAAUUGUACAGUAAAAUAGACAAAAAGAAAAAGGAAGACCAGCUCAACCUUUUUAGGUUUUGAUCAUAUGGGAAUACAAUUACAAACAACUGUCAUUUUUACUA
This is a messenger RNA of Salvia hispanica, 1227 nucleotides long. Its product is annotated as AP2/ERF and B3 domain-containing transcription repressor TEM1-like. Gene Ontology annotation, molecular function: DNA binding; DNA-binding transcription factor activity. The record is from RefSeq and is a predicted model, not a curated record. Gene Ontology annotation, biological process: regulation of DNA-templated transcription. Lineage: Eukaryota; Viridiplantae; Streptophyta; Magnoliopsida; Lamiales; Lamiaceae.